Molecule: messenger RNA, 659 nt
Organism: Aspergillus brunneoviolaceus CBS 621.78
Lineage: Eukaryota; Fungi; Ascomycota; Eurotiomycetes; Eurotiales; Aspergillaceae
Exons: 1
Coding region: 99-428 (109 amino acids)
Source: RefSeq, a predicted model, not a curated record
UCACCUCGUCCGGUCGUGCGGCUUGCCGUGAUCAUUCUUGCAUCCGAGAGCAUUAAUGCACCCAAGCACGCGCCUGAUUUGAAACCAUCGUGUUUGUGAUGGCUGCUUUAGUUGUUCAAGCUCAUAGCAGCUGGAUCAGCAGAUUGGAGGGUGUGCGCUGCAUUGACCCUGACUUAGACUUAGUUGGGCUGUGUUGUAUAUGGGCAAGGCAGCGUCAUCAUGACUUCCGCCCCAAAUUAAUCAUAAUGAGUUGUGCCUGCCCUGGCUUUAGUGCCACAGCUGCUGUGGCUACAGCUGCUGCUGCUGCUGCUGUUGCUGCUCCUCAUCGCAACGUUGUGACUGGGGGGCGCACGAUCGGACUGCAACUCUCUCUCUUUCUCCCCAGGCUCUCUGCCUCAUGCGGACGAUUUCCCGAUCCGCUUACUUAAUGGUCCAGUACAUUUCGGCUGAUUCUCGCGAUUCCGACCGGGGCUGGUACAAGUCCCAGUGACCUGGAAUAGGCAAACUGCUCAGGCGCCAACAGGCAAUGCUUUCUGGGUCUACCUAGCCAGAUGCAGUAUUCCCCAUCAUCCUCCAUCUAUCUAUUCUUGUGUAUUGCUUACUGAGUAGAACAAAAAUGGCUGACGACGGUUACGCGUGGUGUUUGUUACUUUCUUUGA